Papaver somniferum (opium poppy) is the source of this 848-nucleotide messenger RNA. RefSeq lists its product as uncharacterized. NCBI's taxonomy places the organism in Eukaryota, Viridiplantae, Streptophyta, Magnoliopsida, Ranunculales, Papaveraceae. Gene Ontology annotation, cellular component: cytoplasm; nucleus. The transcript is spliced from 5 exons. Bases 142 to 558 code for a protein of 138 amino acids. The record is from RefSeq and is a predicted model, not a curated record.
GGCGAGCAAAGUCACCAUUUCUCAUCUCCAUUUACUUUUCGGUGUUUGACAAGAAAUCUCAUCUCCAUUUACUUUUGAACUUACUUUUCGGUGUUUGACAAGAAAAAAGUGGAGAAACUGACAAGACUAGAUAGAGAGAAAAUGAUUUGGGAGGAGGUCGACUGGUUCGAAGAAGAAGAACAUCAAGAAUCAGAAGAAGAAACAGAGCAAGAUAAUCACAUUGGGUUCGACUUCUUUUCGCUCUUAUCUAAUCCUAAGGAUUACUACAAAAUACUGGAACUGGAUCGGGAUGCCUCGGAGGAUACCAUUCGGUCCAACUAUAUUCGUCUUGCAUUGAAAUGGCAUCCAGAUAAGCGAAAAGAUGAGGACAGUGCAACUUCAAGAUUUCAACAGAUAAAUGAGGCCUACUCAGUUCUAAGCGAUCCCGUCAAAAGGAAAGAGUACGACAGCAAAGGAAUGUUGUAUGUUUAUGAUUGCAAUGUCAUGGAUUACCUAAACAAAUACAAGGGUCUGAUUUUAACAUGCAACGGACUUGGUGUGAAGCAGUCGAUAUUAUAAAUCUCCACAUAGUGUUGCUAACGGGUUUCUGGAAAUUCCUUCGAUAAAAUCUACAGUGUUGCAAACGGGUUUCUGGAAAUUCCUCUGGUAGCACUAGCAGGAACUAGGAGCUGUCUUUUGAAUGUUUGUAACUUUUUCUCUGUCUAUGAAUUCAAAAGUAGGAAAAGAAAGAGUCUAACUUCAUGUAUAAUAGAAAAAAGGUGAUAUGGAUAUAUUUCACCAUUAUUAAAUUUCAAUAUUUGUUGCUUCAAUUGCUUUAGAAUCGUUCUAUCAGUUGCGUACAUUCAACA